This is a messenger RNA of Phytophthora sojae, 456 nucleotides long. RefSeq lists its product as hypothetical. The record is from RefSeq and is a predicted model, not a curated record. Bases 1 to 456 code for a protein of 151 amino acids. The transcript is spliced from 3 exons. NCBI's taxonomy places the organism in Eukaryota, Oomycota, Peronosporomycetes, Peronosporales, Peronosporaceae.
AUGUCACCCUACGUCACGGACAUCUCGCACCCGGCUUCGGUCAAGUGGACGCGAGAGAGAAGUGAGUAUGAAGACAAGGGUAAAGCGUUGAGAAGUGGCAAGAACGCCUUCAACAGGAACUUGUUGGAGACUCUCUGCAAGUUCGAGUGGAAUACGACCGUGGAAGCGAUCACUGACGAGCAGAUUGUUGCUGAGCUCGACAAGAUUGUCGGAAAUAUUUUUGGCAACAAGUUGAAGAUGGACCUACGUGAGCGUGAUGUGAAAGCGAGAGUGAUUAACUACUUCAUGCUUUGUGACGAAAUCAUCUUGCAGCAUGGGCUGGCAAACACUUUUGCAACUACGACGGGAAUGAAAGAAAAGUGCCGAUUGUUGAAACAAUAUCUCGAGCCUGCAGCGCUGAGGGAUGCAGUAGAUGCGCAUCAUCCAUUGGUGGAGGGUCUCGGCGGGUCAAAAUAA